CCUUGCUUCACAUUGACGUUUUUGACAGCUGUCAUUUAAUUGAAGAAAGGCACGCGGAAUAUUUGUUGACAUUCGAUUUUUCAGAAAAAAAGCCUUCCUAACCCAUCACAGAAAUGUCGAAAGCACACCCUCCAGAGUUGAAAAAAUUUAUGGACAAGAAACUCUCCCUUAAGUUAAACGGCGGGCGGCAGGUUAGCGGCAUCUUGAGGGGUUUCGACCCUUUUAUGAACCUCGUUGUCGACGAGGGAGUCGAAGAGUGUAAAGAUGGAUCUAAAAAUCAUGUUGGAAUGGUGGUUAUCCGAGGAAACAGCAUUGUGAUGUUAGAAGCUCUUGAUAGAAUUUAAGUUUUAUUUAUAAUGAGUUAAAUGUUUAGGUGAUUUGUAUGUAAAAUAAGAUUUAAUUUAAUAAAUAA
Messenger RNA from Anthonomus grandis grandis, 412 nucleotides. It is a transcript of the gene SNRPG, whose product is annotated as probable small nuclear ribonucleoprotein G. Gene Ontology annotation, molecular function: RNA binding. NCBI's taxonomy places the organism in Eukaryota, Metazoa, Arthropoda, Insecta, Coleoptera, Curculionidae. Gene Ontology annotation, cellular component: U12-type spliceosomal complex; U2 snRNP; U2-type prespliceosome. Bases 114 to 344 code for a protein of 76 amino acids. Gene Ontology annotation, biological process: spliceosomal snRNP assembly; mRNA splicing, via spliceosome. The transcript has 3 exons. The record is from RefSeq and is a predicted model, not a curated record.